This is a messenger RNA of Striga hermonthica, 321 nucleotides long. The record is from the annotation of a GenBank genome assembly. NCBI's taxonomy places the organism in Eukaryota, Viridiplantae, Streptophyta, Magnoliopsida, Lamiales, Orobanchaceae.
AUGAUAACGCGAUCGAAGCUGGCGGAGCAGCUCAGGGAGUAUCAGAUUAGAUCCAAAUAUGACUGGUCUUCCGUUUCUUUGUUCUCCUCCACCUCUAAUCUCUCCUCGUCUAGGGUUGAUGUUGCGAUCUUUGUCAUAUGGGAGCUUGUUAUUUUAGCGUUCUUCGUGUUCGCAACUGUCUCAUUAUACUUUCGGCAUUUUAGGCUUGCUAUUAUUUUAUUAUCGGUUGCGCUACUUUUGUUUUUGGGCAUGAAAAUUACCAAACAAGUAAGGCUAGCUCGGAAGAAGCAGCGAAGGAUGCUUCUUCCAUUAUCCAUGUAG